This is a messenger RNA of Solanum verrucosum, 1146 nucleotides long. Its product is annotated as transcription factor SPATULA-like. The transcript has 8 exons. The coding region runs from base 1 to 1146 and encodes 381 amino acids. Lineage: Eukaryota; Viridiplantae; Streptophyta; Magnoliopsida; Solanales; Solanaceae. The record is from RefSeq and is a predicted model, not a curated record. Gene Ontology annotation, cellular component: nucleus. Gene Ontology annotation, molecular function: protein dimerization activity.
AUGGCGAACAACAAUGUUUAUCAUCACAAUGCUGAUAUUGCUUCUUUUUCUUUGAGUGAUCCUGACCCUGAACCGGAUGAUAUUUCUGUGUUUCUUCGUCAUAUUCUCCAUCCUUCUUCGUCUUCGUCUUCGUCUUCGUCCAAUUUUAUGGCCCUGAAGGGUAAUGAAAUGCAAUAUUCCUCAUCAUUACCUCAUCUUAUGCCUAAUAAUAAUCAACAUUGCUAUUUGUCAUCCAUGAUGAAUUCAUCAGCUGGCGGCAUUUUCUCUUCUUCUUAUGGGGCUUAUAAUGGUGCAACUAAUGUUUCUUCGUCAUCUGUUGGGACCAUGGAUAAUGAUCCGGAUGAGUAUGAAUGUGAAAGUGAGGAUGGUACUGAGGAUUUGGGGGCGGAAACUUCAGUUCAACCGCCAUCUCGUAACACUUCCAAGAGAAGCAGAGCAGCUGAAGUGCACAAUUUGUCUGAAAAGAGGAGAAGAAGCAGGAUUAAUGAGAAGAUGAAAGCAUUGCAAAAACUUAUUCCAAAUUCAAAUAAGACCGACAAGGCUUCAAUGCUUGAUGAAGCCAUUGAGUAUCUUAAGCAGCUUCAGCUCCAAGUACAGAUGUUGACAAUGAGAAACGGGUUAAACAUGUAUCCUCUUGGCCUGCCACGAAUGCUACAACAAAAUCAAAUGUCCCAGCAAAAAAUAGGUUUCUGCGAGGGAAAAGGAUUCACAAAUGCUAAAGUGGCUGGGAAUCUCCAAGUAAACCAAGACGCCUCGUUAAAUGCCAUUUUCAAUCCAACUAAAAAUUGUACAGAAACUAAGCUAACACCACUGGUGACUAUGUCAAAUGUAAACCAUUCAGACAGUGCUUUUGAGCCAGAGUCAUCAAUGAAUAUUCACCUUGAUCCCUUUCAGCUCUCAAGAUCUACCAGCAAGGAAAUUUGGAGGGAGGAUGGCUUACCUAUGUAUGGAAUGAAUGAGCGAACAACCAAAACUGCAUCAAUUGGAGCCAAUGUGGCAUUCUCAGUUCCCUUUGAUACCGAUGCAUCUAACCUGAAGAGAAACACUCGGGAAGCCUGCUUGCUUCGAUAUCAGUUUGGUGCUAUGAAUGAAACCAAUCUGGAUUGCGACCAACUUCUUUCCCCCCAACUGUAUAGAAGUUCUUAA